CCUCUCAGGACCAGGCGUGACGAUGCACCGUCUCCAGCUCUGCAGGUUACUGAACGCCCUUCCUGUUGUCUGACGACUGCGAUCCGGCGCCCGCCGGACCAUGUGGACCUGGUCGCCGCUUCCACUUUACAGAUUAGGAAAGCCGAGGCCCGGAGAAGCGAGGCGACGGCAUCUGUCAAAGGCCAGGAGACAGCGGAGGUUCUCAAUCUAGCCGACGCCUCGGGUCGUGUGCCGGGAACUGAGCUAAAUCCGCAGAGCAACUGUACAAUGCUCAGUUAAGAAGCCAGAGUACACAAGUCAAUGGUGAUGACAGACUCUGUAUUGGACUCCCAGCAAGCCAGAAGCACUGGGGAGAUGGAUGGACUGUGUUCUGAGCUAUUGCUGAUUCCCCCAUCUCUCUCUAACCAUGGAAUCCUGGGGCCUGUCCCAAGUACCUGUGCUUCUGGGGACCCUACACCGUUGCCUGCUGACUCAGGCUGCCUACUGGUAGAAGCCACAGCUACUGAAGAGGGGCCAGGGAACAUGGAGAUCAUUGUGGAAACAGUAGCUGGAACCCUGUCCCCAGGAGCUCCUGGAGAAACCCCAGGUGUCCUGGUAAAAGUGGUGGAGGUGUACUUCUGUGAGCGCUGUGAACAGAGUUUUGCAGAGCCCACUCUGCUGUCCCUGCACCAGUGCACGGAGACCCAUACACAACCUGUGCAAGACCUUCCUAGCCCCCCACGCUCUGUAGAACUGCCCCCCAACAACCUCACUCUCCAUGGCCCUCUGCAUGGCCUCAGCGUGUCAGAUAGCCCCCUGCCAUGUCCUGUGUGUAGGCAAGAAUUUGCCCAACCCCAGGCCUUGAAGAGCCACUUCAAGAUUCAUCGGGCCACUCCCAGCACUUUCUCUUGCCCAGAGUCUGACUGUGUGUUCUCUGCUGAAGAUCGUCAGGGUCUGCAACACCACUUGAGGCAGACCCACAAAGCAGUUCCAGUGCCCUGUUCUUUCCGGGGCUGCCCCCUGCUUUUUGGGAGCCAGCAGGGAAUGGAGCUUCACCGGCAGGCCCAUUACCCUUUCCACUGCAGCCAUUGCAACUUCAUGGGCUCCAACGUCAAACUCUUCCGGCAGCAUCAGCGGAGCCAUGGGACCAAAACACAGGGGGAACUUUCUGCUCUUCAGGCACUUCCAUCCCGGGAGCUGCUGCCAGCUCCCAAACUGCCUCUAGGAGAACCUUCAAAGGAAGCAGGCACAUGUUUGCCUGGACAGGAGUCAGCUGUGGAAGAGAAUGUAGAGGAAGAGGAAGAGAGUGGCACCCAGGACUCCCAGAAAGCCUUGGAUAAAGGUCAAGAGGCUUCACAGUUGGAAGGGGAUGUCACUUCUGGCACUGAGUCCCUCUUCAAGACACACAUGUGCUCAGAGUGCAAGCGCUGCUUUAAGAAGCGGACCCACCUAGUAGAGCACCUGCACCUCCACUUCCCAGACCCCAGCCUUCAGUGUCCUAACUGCCAGAAAUUCUUCACCAGCAAGAGCAAACUCAAGACCCACCUGCUGCGGGAGCUGGGUGAGAAGGCCCACCGCUGCCCGCUGUGCCACUACAGUGCAGUUGAGAGGAAUGCUCUCAACCGCCAUAUGGCCAGCAUGCAUGAGGAUAUCUCCAACUUCUACUCAGACACCUACGCCUGUCCCGUCUGCCGGGAGGAAUUCCGCCUCAGCCAGGCACUCAAGGAGCACCUCAAGAGCCAUACGGCAGCAGCUGCAGCAGAGCCAUCACCCCUCCGCUGCUUUCAGGAGGACUGUAGCUUUGCAGCCCCUGACCGCAAGACCUUUAUAAAGCAUUUGAAGGAGACCCACGGGGUGCGGGCUGUGGAGUGCCGCCACCACUCAUGUCCAAUGCUCUUUGCCACAGCUGAAGCUAUGGAGGCUCACCACAAGAGCCACUAUGCCUUCCACUGCCCCCACUGUGACUUCGCCUGCUCCAAUAAGCACUUAUUCCGCAAACAUAAGAAACAAGGCCAUCCAGGCAGUGAAGAGCUGCAGUGUACCUUUUGCCCCUUUGCCACCUUCAACCCAGUAGCCUACCAGGACCACGUAGGCAAGAUGCAUGCUCAUGAGAAGAUCCACCAGUGUCCUGAGUGCAACUUUGCCACUGCCCACAAGAGGGUGCUCAUUCGACACAUGCUACUGCAUACCGGUGAGAAACCUCACAAAUGUGAGCUGUGUGACUUCACGUGCCGAGAUGUGAGCUAUCUAUCCAAGCACAUGCUAACUCACUCCAACACCAAGGAUUACAUGUGCACUGAAUGUGGCUAUGUCACCAAGUGGAAGCACUACCUCAGUGUGCACAUGCGAAAACACGCAGGGGACCUCAGAUAUCAGUGCAACCAAUGCUCCUAUCGCUGCCACCGGGCUGAUCAGCUCAGCAGCCACAAGCUGCGGCACCAGGGCAAGACCCUGAUGUGCGAAGUGUGUGCCUUUGCCUGUAAGCGGAAGUACGAGCUGCAGAAGCACAUGGCUUCCCAGCACCACGCUGGCACACCAGCCCCACUCUACCCCUGCCGCUACUGCAGCUACCAGAGCCGCCACAAGCAGGCCCUGCUGAGCCAUGAGAACUGCAAGCACACCCGGCUCCGAGAGUUCCACUGUGCACUCUGCGACUACCGCACCUUCAGCAAUACCACACUCUUCUUCCACAAGCGGAAGGCUCACGGUUACGUGCCUGGAGAACAGAUCUUGCAGUUCCACAGUGCCAGCCUUGAGUCAGAGGGGACCAGGCAGUGCCUGGAACCUCCACCAGACUCAGAACCCUCAAGUCAGCUAUCUUCCCAGCCUCAGGAGCCAGGCCAUGAACAUGAGACUGUGGUGGACCCCAGCUUGGACCAGACCCUUCCAGAGACCAGGGAUGACAUCAGCACCAGGAGACAAGAGAGUGAGGCUCCUCACGGGGACGGUCUCGAAGGCAGUGCCAGCCCAGGGGAAGUGGAGGAAGGUGGCUGCACACUACACUUAGAGGCUCUGGGAGUAGAGCUGGAACCUGUGGCUGAGCCACCCCUUGAGGAACUCACUGAAACGGCCCCUGUGGAGUUCAGGCCCCUGGAUCCCUCAGGACCAAUGGAACUGGACGGGCCAGAUGGACUGGAAGGGCAAGCACUGUCUCACUGUGAAUGUGUGGGGACUCCUAGCUUAGGUACUGAAGAAGAGCCCACUCCGGAGAAGUCAGUCCCUGAACCCCCUGGAAAUCCUCCCCUCUUAGAGGAGGCUCCUAACAGCUGGGUGGGAACCCUCAAGGCAACACCAUGCGCUGAGAUGACCCCCUCGCCUCAGUUCCCUGAGUCAGAAUCACUGCUAAAGGUUCUGCGGAGGCAGGAUAAAGAACAAGCAGAGGCACUGGUGCUAGAGGGACGUGUGCAGAUGGUAGUGAUCCAGGGAGAGGGGCAGGCCUUCCGCUGUCCACAUUGCCCUUUUAUUACUCGCCGGGAGAAGGCCCUGAAGCUGCACUCCAGAUCAGGAUGCCAGGGCCGCCGAGAGCCCCUGCUGUGCCCCGAGUGUGGAGCUAGCUUUAAACAGCAGCGAGGCCUCAGUACCCACCUGCUGAAGAAGUGCCCUGUUCUGCUCAGAAAGAACAAGGGCUUGCCCCGACCACCUUCUCCCACUGCCCUGCACACUCAGCUCCCGGCCACCCAGGCCUCAGAAGAUACCAAAAGUGUGAAGCCCGCACUGGUACCCUCUGAGGCAGAGCUAGAGCUUCCAAAAGCUGUCCCUGAACUCCCCGGGGAGCCAGGGGACCAAGAGGAGCUUCUUGCCACACCUUCUGGCUCUCCAGCACCUCCUAUAGGAAAUACGUCAUCUGCAGAAAGCCCCGAGAAGUUCCACUUUGACCAGGGCAAGUUCCAUUGCAACUCCUGCACAUUCCUUUGUUCUCGGCUUUCCUCUAUCACCUCUCAUGUGACGGAGGGCUGUCGAGGACGUGGCAGGAGAGGAAAGCGAGGCUCCUCCCACACCCGCCCUGCUGUGUCUUCUGUGAGCAGUGGGGACACUGCACCCCUGAGUAACAGGAGUCCAGAGUCUAAUAACCCUGGUGGUGGGGAUGCCAGUCUGACUGAGAAACCAAAGGGCCCUCUCUUCUGCCCUACGUGUCCCUUUAGCUGCCAACAGGAACGGGCGCUGAGGACUCACCAAACCCAAGGGUGCCCGCUUGGAAAGCCCGGAGACCUGCACUGUGGCCUCUGCCCUUUCACUGCUCCUGCUGCCACUGCAUUGAGACUCCACCAGAAGCGGAGGCACCCCACUGCAAACGCUGCCCGGGGUCCCCGGCCCGCCUUGCAGUGCGCUGACUGUGGCUUCACCUGUAAGCAGAGUCGGUGCCUGCAGCAGCACCGGCGGCUCAAGCACGAGGGGGUGAAGCCUCAUCAGUGUCCUUUCUGUGACUUUUCCACCACCAGGCGGUACCGGUUAGAGGCUCACCAGUCUCGCCACACAGGUGUUGGCCGCAUCCCUUGCAGUUCCUGCUCCCAGACAUUCGGUACCAACUCGAAACUACGUUUGCACCGACUAAGGGUCCACGACAAAACACCCACCCACUUCUGUCCACUCUGUGACUAUAGUGGCUAUCUUCGUCAUGACAUCACACGCCAUGUCAAUAGCUGCCACCAGGGCACCCCCGCCUUUUCUUGCACCCAGUGUGAGGCCCAGUUCAGCUCAGAGACAGCACUCAAGCAGCAUGCUCUGCGGCGACACCCCGAGUCCACACAGCCUGCUCCUGGCUCUGCUGCAGAGGCCAGUGAGGGCCCCCUGCACUGCUCCCACUGUGGUUUGCUGUGCCCCAGCCCUGCCAGCCUGAGAGGACACACCCGGAAACAGCACCCACGGCUAGAGUGUGGCGCCUGCCAGGAGGCCUUCUCCAGCCGGCUCGCACUGGAUGAGCACCGGAGACAGCAGCAUUUCAGCCACCGCUGCCAGCUCUGUGACUUUGCUGCCCGGGAGCGGGUGGGCCUGGUGAAGCACUACCUGGAACAGCACGAGGAGACUUCUGCAGCGGCCUCCGAUGGGGACAGAGAUGCUAGCCAGCCCCCCCUACACUGUCCCUUUUGUGACUUUGCGUGUCGCCAUCAGCUGGUGUUGGAUCACCACGUGAAGGGGCAUGGAGGCACCCGCCUCUACAAGUGUACCGACUGCGCUUACAGCACCAAGAACCGGCAGAAGAUCACCUGGCAUAGCCGCAUCCACACGGGGGAGAAGCCGUACCGCUGCCACCUCUGCCCCUACGCCUGUGCUGACCCCUCUCGCCUCAAGUACCACAUGCGAAUCCACAAGGAGGAACGGAAGUACCUAUGUCCUGAGUGUGGCUACAAGUGCAAGUGGGUCAACCAGCUCAAGUACCACAUGACCAAGCACACAGGACUGAAGCCAUACCGGUGUCCUGAGUGUGAGUACCGUACCAACCGUGCCGAUGCAUUACGGGUACACCAAGAGACCCGGCACCGUGAGGCACGGGCUUUCAUGUGUGAACAGUGCGGCAAGGCCUUCAAAACACGCUUCCUGCUGCGCACCCAUCUGCGCAAGCACAGUGAGGCCAAACCCUACGUGUGCAACGUAUGCCACCGCGCUUUCCGCUGGGCUGCUGGCCUGCGCCACCACGCCCUCACCCACACCGACCGCCAUCCCUUCUUCUGCCGCCUCUGCAGUUACAAAGCCAAGCAGAAGUUCCAGGUGGUCAAACAUGUGCGCAGGCACCACCCUGACCAGGCUGACCCCAACCAAGGUGUGGGCAAAGACCCCACCACCCCCACAGUGCACCUGCAUGAUGUGAAGCUGGAGAAUCCCAGCCCUCCUGCUCCGGCAGUACCUACCACAGGACCUGAGGGCUGAGUGCCUUCUGCAGCUCCCAGACAGGAAGAACAUAUGGUCCUACAUGCACACAGUGGGAUGGGGCUGGCCUAAGGAGUACCAGGCCUGAGGGAGAACUGGCUUUGGCGUUGGGAUGUUACUGUGACUAGAACUCUCUCAGUUCCCACCAGACUCUGAGCAUUAUUCUUUGAAAUUAAUGCCUAUAUAAAAGAGAGACAUGGACCAAAACAUUGAUUUCCUCUUGAGGUGCUCUGUUACAUGGGGAUGAAUUUCCAGUUUCUUUGCCAUCAUUUUACCAGAAUCCUGGCUAUAAGAUCUUGAUAUUGUCCAGUCUGUCCACUCCAUCUUCCUUGUUACUGUAUC
Molecule: messenger RNA, 6186 nt
Organism: Dipodomys ordii (Ord's kangaroo rat)
Lineage: Eukaryota; Metazoa; Chordata; Mammalia; Rodentia; Heteromyidae
Gene: Znf142
Product: zinc finger protein 142
Exons: 10
Coding region: 301-5844 (1847 amino acids)
Biological process (GO): regulation of gene expression
Cellular component (GO): nucleus
Source: RefSeq, a predicted model, not a curated record